This is a messenger RNA of Hevea brasiliensis (rubber tree), 2355 nucleotides long. RefSeq names its product growth-regulating factor 1. Gene Ontology annotation, molecular function: ATP binding. Gene Ontology annotation, cellular component: nucleus. The record is from RefSeq and is a predicted model, not a curated record. NCBI's taxonomy places the organism in Eukaryota, Viridiplantae, Streptophyta, Magnoliopsida, Malpighiales, Euphorbiaceae. Gene Ontology annotation, biological process: DNA-templated transcription; regulation of DNA-templated transcription; developmental process.
CUCUCUCUCUCUCUCUCUCUCCAAUUAUUUUAUCUUUGCAAAAUAUCACACUUAACAAAAACCAGACUGGUUUUCAGUUUCAGCUAAUAGCCUUGACCAUGUCACCUGUUAAGCCUUGAGCUUCCCCCAAGAUGCUUCUGUCUCCUAACCUUCAAGCUGAUGUCUUUUUUUUGCUAAUCUUCUGUUAUUUGAAUGUUUCUUCAGUGUAGAGGUGGUGUUCCAGUUUUUCUGAGGUGGGCUUUUUUUCUAUAUGGAUUUUGGGGUGGUUGGUUUGGAGGGGUUUGUGGGUUCAGACACUAGUAGUAGUUGUUUUGCUUCUCUUGCUACUUCAGAUCCUGAGAUAAAGCAGAAGUGGUACGGAUCUGGGGUUCUCAAGCAAGAGAGAUCUGGUACUACGUCUGAAGAUGAUUGUAGGAGCUCUAAACUGUCAAAAACUGAGUCAAUGCUGCUUCCUCAGAGAAACACUUUACUCAAAUCUAAUACCACUACUUCUACUACUACUACUCUUUUCCCUGAUGGUCAUCAACAUCAGCAGAUGCUGAGCUUCUCCCGUCCCAAAUCAGAAGCUCUUUCAGUGGAGAGGAGUACUCAGAAUGCCACAUUGCCUUACUUUCAACUUACUUCUUCUGCUUAUAAUAGAAAUACAGGAUACAACUAUGGAAGCUUCAAUAGUGCAAACAUGCAUGGGGUUUUGGCUGAGGCUAGAGGGCCAUUUACUCCUUCUCAGUGGAUGGAGCUUGAACACCAGGCCUUGAUCUACAAAUACAUAACUGCUAAUGUCCCUAUACCUUCUAAUCUGCUCAUCCCUAUAAGAAAAGCUCUCGAUUCUGCUGGGUUCUCUAACUUUUCAGGCGGACUCCUCAGACCCAAUACAUUGACUUGGGGAAAUUUCCAUCUGGGGUUCUCGAACAACACCGAUCCAGAGCCAGGACGGUGUCGAAGAACGGAUGGGAAAAAAUGGCGGUGCUCAAGAGAUGCGGUUGCCGAUCAGAAGUAUUGUGAGCGGCAUAUAAACCGGGGCCGCCAUCGUUCAAGAAAGCCUGUGGAAGGUCAAUCUGGCCAUUCCGCUGCUGCUGCUACAUCCACCACCGCUGCCUCUUCCUCAUCCUCUAUUUCAGCAGCUGUGGUGGGGCUCCGUGGCGGAGGCGGCGGCACGUCCAACAGCCUCGCCAUUGCACAGCAGCAGCAGCGCAAAAACUUGCAGUCAGAUAGUCUAUCUAAUCUUUCUGCAGUUACUCCCCUCAGCAGGAUGUUUCUUGAUAAAGAGAAAUUGGGUGAGCGACAGCAAGAUUCACCCGGCUUGUCCAUGCUAUCAUCUAACGUUGACCUGAAAUCUAAAGAAAACCCUUUCUUUAUUUCAAAAGAAUCAUCACAGAUUGAGUUCGGACUUGUUAACUCUGACUCACUACUCAACCCUUCACAGAAUAGCUCUUCCUUGAUCAGUUGCAGAAACUUGGGUUCUUCUCAGGACAUCACUGACCGAGAAACUGCUGGACAGCAUUCUGUUCGCCAAUUCAUGGAUGAUUGGCCUAAAAGCCAGUCUGAUCGAUCUGCUGUUUCAUGGCCUCAACUCGAUGGGCAAUCAGAUAGAACCCAGUUGUCGAUUUCAAUCCCCAUAGCCCAUACAGACUACAUGUCCUCCACUUCCUCUCCAAACAAUGAAAAAGUGACCCUCUCCCCAUUAAGAUUAUCUCACGGUUUGAAUCCUAUACAAAUGGGGCUCGGAGUUGGUAGUGUUCUUAAUGAACAAAACCGAAGGCAAGCAAAUUGGAUACCCAUCUCUUGGGAAUCUUCUAUGGGUGGUCCUCUCGGGGAGGUUUUGCACAGUACAAACAGUAGUGUCUCAGAAUGCAAGAGUUCAUCAGUACUUAACCUCAUGACAGAGGGAUGGGUUUGUAGUCCUCAGGUAGGUUCAUCUCCAACUGGGGUCUUGCAGAAGACUUCAUUUGCUUCACUUUCAAAUAGCAGUGCAGGAAGCAGCCCAAGAGCAGAGAACAACAAAGCCAGCGAGGGGGCAAGCUGCAAUAACCUUCUUGGUUCAACUCUAGUUCAUUCUUCUUCAUUGCCUGCUUUGUAACUAUUUGAUCUGCCAAUUAAGUUUUGGUGAUGGAAGAAUUAGAUGAAGAAGAAUGAAUUUUUAUCUGUGCUGACAAAUGAUGGAACGAUUUUCAUCAUAUGUUGUUUUCUUAUCUUUCUUUUCGUUCUUUUUUUUUUCCUGGAAAAUUUAUUUGAUAAUAUGUAUCUCGUCCGUGCUUUUGCUUAGUAAAUGCUGCUGACUGAUUAGAAGGCUCUAGCCUAGGAGAAGACUAAGUAGUGUGGAAUUAUGGCUGUGAAUUAAGAUUUUGAUUUUCUUCA